Molecule: messenger RNA, 1975 nt
Organism: Paraphaeosphaeria sporulosa
Lineage: Eukaryota; Fungi; Ascomycota; Dothideomycetes; Pleosporales; Didymosphaeriaceae
Product: Rft-1-domain-containing protein
Exons: 1
Coding region: 164-1768 (534 amino acids)
Biological process (GO): dolichol-linked oligosaccharide biosynthetic process; glycolipid translocation
Cellular component (GO): endoplasmic reticulum membrane
Source: RefSeq, a predicted model, not a curated record
CGCUAGCCGCUUCAGACACCGUCUUUUGAUGACACGUCCCGCAACAACAAAUCGACGCCCGCGACCGCAAGCCUGAACGGGAUGACUCCCUGAAGAAAAAUCCAAAAGAGAUAGGUGCGAAUUGGAAAGCUCCGCUGCGACGCCGCGUCCGGAUCACUGAGCGAUGUCACAAUCAGUUGUUUCCGCAUCCGCGCAGGGAGCGACGUUUCUCAUUCUGCUCCAAGUCGGUUCACGAGCACUCACCUUUGCUGUCAAUCAGCUCCUGUUGCGCUUCUUGUCGCCCGAACAGCUCGGUGCCUCUGCGCAGCUCGAGCUCUUUUCUAUUUCGGUGCUAUACUUUGCACGCGAAAGCCUGCGCGUUGCCGUUCAGCGCCAAACCCAUGGCACUCAGGCGGUAGUGAACCUUUCCUACCUUGCCGUCUUCUUCGGCAUUCCACUUAUCUACGGCCUCGCGCUCUUGUGGCUAUCUUCGGAGAUACCGAAUGUGCCGCAUUUCGUGGAUGCAUUGAGCGUAUAUUGCUUAGCUACCUUCAUCGAGCUUCUUACCGAGCCUGCUUUUUCAGCUGUGCAGCAGAAGCUGCUGUACAAGAUUCGAGCCUCAGCUGAGAGUACGGCUACAAUCUUGCGAUGCUUUGGGACGUGCGGAUCUGCCAUUCUGGCAAGCAAAUAUGGGGUGAAUGUUGGCGUGUUACCAUUUGCAGUCGGACAGCUAGGUUACGCUCUUGUCUUGUUGGCUGUCUAUACCUACAGGAUGUGGCCGGUAGCGCAGAAGGAAAGCUUCUCACUUCUGCCGAAGCAGAUACGGCCUACAAGAGAUAUGCCAGUCGUUCUCAACCAUUUCCCGAUUCCGCUAUUGCGCAUAACAGGAUCGCUCUCCCUACAGUCGGCACUUAAAUACAUCCUCACCCAAGGCGACUCGCUCCUCAUCACAAGGCUGGUUUCCCUCACGGACCAGGGUGCGUUUGCUCUUGCGUCCAACUACGGCGGCCUCAUCGCACGUAUGCUCUUCCAGCCCAUCGAGGAAAGCAGUCGAAACCUCUUCGCCAAACUAUGUGCCGACACCGAGCCCACUCCAGUCACACGUUCAGCAGAGCAGACUCAGAACCUCACCAAAGCCUCCAGAAUCCUAAAGAUGGUUCUGCGUAUCUACACGCUCAUCUCGCUCGUAGCCGCUAUCCUCGGUCCCAAAGUAGCACCGUUGCUCCUCUCCAUCGUGGCAGGAAGCAAAUGGGCCAAUACCUCGGCUUCGGAUGUCCUGGCAACGUACUGUCGUUACAUCCCAUUUCUCGCCAUCAACGGUGUCACAGAGGCAUUCGUAGCCGCAGUAGCCACCAACCGACAGCUUUACUCACAGUCUUUAUUCAUGGGCCUGUUUUUCGCUUGUUUCGCCGGCAGCGCCUGGUAUUUCAUCUCGCAUCUCGCAUGGGGCGCCAGUGGUGUCAUCGCUGCUAACAGUGUGAACAUGGGCCUACGCAUAAUCUACAACAUGUGGUUCAUCCAGCGGUUCUUCAAGGAAAGGGAUGUGAGCUUCAGCGUGUUUGACUGUCUGCCGUCGAACCCAGUCUUGCUGUCUGCGCAGUUCUAUCCAUGGGCGAUGCAGUUCAGGCCCAGACCAGAUUGGCUCUUGCGAUACGGUGUGUUUGGGGAGCUGGCGAGUCUAGGAGUCGUGGGCGCAUCUUGGGCAUUUGUGAUGCUCUUCUUCGAGGAGAAAUUCCUGCUGGAAUGCUGGCACACACUGCGUCCGUCACCUGAGAAAAAGGACUCGUAAACUAGGUAGCGAUUCAGGUACUCCCAAGAUCACAGUCCUUGCUUCACGACCUGGUAUCUGGUGCAGUCGUCACCCUCCACACCUGCCCCGCCAAUGCUCGGAACGGCUUCCGACCGCACCAACAAACUCUUUCCGACCACACAUCUCCACACGUCAUCCCCUCAUCUCCAGGCCUCGCCUCUCAAUAUUCGCGCAUCACACGAUCCG